AUGGCAGCAGCAGCGCGCAGCUGUCUAUACGCUGGCUUCGUGUCAGUGCCGGAGACGGAGUGGACAAAUGAAAUAAAAGAAACAGCAGAAAAGCAAAAGGGAGUAACUCUCGGUUUGCACCGGAGGCCCCCCUGGGCCGUGGGGGCCUCUGCAGCAAUUGGGGCUUCUGCUGCUUCGGGGCUGGUGGAUGAAGACGCCCUCGUGGACCCCAGCGAGACCUACAAACCCUUGGGAAAAGGCCGGAGCGACUGCGCGUCGCGGCCGCGGGCGUGCGCGAACUGCACCUGCGGGCGCAAGGAGGCGGAAGAAGCUGCAGCAAAAGAAGCUUUCAAAAAAGAACUGGAGACUGGAGCUGUGCGGAGUUCCUGCGGCAACUGCUACUUGGGAGACGCCUUCAGAUGUGCAGGAUGCCCCUACAGAGGGCUUCCGGCGUUUCGCCCUGGGGAGAAGGUAGACCUGUCUUCGGAGGCUCGGGGCGGCGCUGCUGCUGCAGUUGCUGCUGCUGCUGCAGUUGCUGCUGCUGCGCAGCCAGCAGCGGACGCAGCAGCAGCAGGCGUGACUGUCGCAAAGGGCAGCAACAAAGUUCUUUUGACUUCUCUGGAAGACGACAUCUGA
This is a messenger RNA of Eimeria tenella, 615 nucleotides long. RefSeq names its product Fe-S cluster assembly protein DRE2, related. Gene Ontology annotation, cellular component: cytoplasm. Gene Ontology annotation, biological process: iron-sulfur cluster assembly. Lineage: Eukaryota; Apicomplexa; Conoidasida; Eucoccidiorida; Eimeriidae. Gene Ontology annotation, molecular function: iron-sulfur cluster binding. The coding region runs from base 1 to 615 and encodes 204 amino acids. The record is from RefSeq and is a predicted model, not a curated record. The transcript has 5 exons.